CUAGGGCGAGGGGCGCAACCUAAACAAGUGCGCCACACCUCCGUCGAGUUCCAGCAACAGAGCUGUGUGUCUUGUCAGCAGUCGGCACCGAUAUCAAACAUAUAGCCAUGCUGAAGAGUGUCCACGCCGAAGAAGGUUUGCGGGAGUACUUGGAAAGCUUAGCACCUGAGGAUGGUUUCAUAUUGGGUCUCAUCCUGGGUCAGCGCUGUCAGCAGCAUGACUACGUCAUCCAUCUGCCUCCAACCCCGAAUUUUGAAUAUAGUGACACGGAGGAUGACAAGCCAACAAACCAAGUGGUUAAGUCACUGGCUGACUUGAAUGCUCACAAUCUUCAGUCACACGUUGAAAAUGUAUCCGGACUUCUCUCUGGUGGGCACAACAUCCUUGGAAUUUACUCGGUCAGCAAGGCCAGCAGUGUCAAUGGAGUCCUUGAUCCUUCUCAGUUGAAAAAAUUGGAGUCCUUGACAUCAAAAUUGAGCAGCCAACUUCCAGAGAAGCUGGUGAUGCAUUACAACACCGCUAGCAAAAAAGCAACCUGCAAAUAUCUGGACAGCAAAUCACGGCUCAAUAAUUUAGACUUUAAAUUCCAAUCUAACCCCAUCAGGUGGGAGGAGAUUGAUGCUCGUUUUGUUUUUGAUUUCAAGAUUCCUCUCCCUGCUGGUGGGAAAGGUGUCACGUCCACCAAGACUAAUCUAAAGGCGCUGUUAGAUGAACAGGAGCAGUUGCUAAAAGAGGCGUAUUGCCUCAUUGGUGGCACUGUCCCUAGUUCUGAAUCAACCUUAGAUUCCAUCUCGGGUGGACUUGGAGAUGAGGAGGAGUCCAGAUUAGAGGCCGAAUUUCUGAUUCGUGGCCCCAUAGAAACCAAACUGACAAAAAUUAAGUGUUCUGGAGUGUUGAAUGUAGGCGGCCACGUUCAUAGCCGUACAUUCCUGCAUCCAAAGACCACUGUUGAAGACGCUGUCACUUGUCUGAAGGAGGACAUCAUCAGAUCUCUCAGAACCAGAAUUGACUUGCAUACAGAUUCAUUGGUUGAGGAGGAAGAGGGCAGCCCUGAGGAAAGGGUAAUCCAACAUGAUCUACCCAGAAGGGUACUUUUCUCACUCCCGUACUCUGCUGCUAAAAUAUCAAACUAUUUGCUCCCCGGAGAAGAAUCACAAGACUCGCAAGCGUCCCUUGAGCAGCUCCUUGGCUUUGUGUUUGAUGAUGAGGCAGAAGAACUGGAAGACGAGGUUGAAGACCCUGAACUCAUGCUGCAACCAGAGGAUCGGGAGAUGACUCCCAUGGGCAUUGAGCAGGCUAGCAAGCCCAAUAAUAAUGCUCUAUAUAUCGCGAUUGGCGCGCUGGUCCUUAUUUUUGCGAUAACUGCAAACGUUUUCCUCAGCAGCAAGUGAUAUUGUCAGUGCCUAUCUUAUAUAUAGGUAUGUUAAUCGUUUUCUUAAAGCAGUGUUCUCUGCAUAUUUCAUUUUCAGUUUGUAUUUUUUGUAUAAAAAUAUAGCAUGAUUAUUGAUUAAUGCUACCGAUUCGCUCUUGUUGUGAUAUAAUAUACUGUGGCUAAUAAUGUGAAUAAAAGUUCAUUUGCCUUCAACAAAAUAUUUUAAAUAAAACUCGAAUGCCUUUAUCUUUUAUUAAUAAAAAUUAUGAAAAAAACAUGGGGUUAAAAAUAAUGGUAAAUUUAAAGUUUGAAUUCUUAAAAUUGCACGAUUUAAUUCAUAAAUAAAUUUUAAGAUCAAUUUUUGGCGCUGUUGAAGUGAUGUAAUUUGGAAACUGGAUUAUUGGGUACAACUAUUGUCAAAACUCCUGAGUCAUCUGAGUUUUGCAUGGUCCCCAAUAGUUGAUAGAUAUGCAGCAUUUUUUUAAAUCAGAGUCGAAUAUGUUUAAAGCAGAUAGAAGUUCUUAUAUAACAAUUAACAACUGCAUUUAUUUUGUUAUCGCGCUUUCCCCACCUUAUAACCUUUAAUAUUUAUACUAUACUCUAGUGCGCACACUCCUAAACUUUCGAAACUUCGUGCAUCCGUCCAUCACUGUUGUUAACCAUCACAAGGCUAACACUAGUUCCCAAGUCGAACUUUGCUCUUCAAAGCUAACGUUUGACUAUUUCGACCACAACGCUUCUUAUUGAUUAUCAUUUGAUAAGUGAUCGGCUAAAUAAGCAGGUAGACAAUAUGUUUUCAUCUGUAGCCCUCAGGCAAUUAAAAAAAUCGCCAAUCUCAAUACUAA
Molecule: messenger RNA, 2217 nt
Organism: Cloeon dipterum
Lineage: Eukaryota; Metazoa; Arthropoda; Insecta; Ephemeroptera; Baetidae
Product: protein odr-4 homolog
Exons: 3
Coding region: 108-1391 (427 amino acids)
Biological process (GO): intracellular protein localization
Cellular component (GO): endomembrane system
Source: RefSeq, a predicted model, not a curated record